Molecule: messenger RNA, 1437 nt
Organism: Lemur catta (Ring-tailed lemur)
Lineage: Eukaryota; Metazoa; Chordata; Mammalia; Primates; Lemuridae
Gene: CA14
Product: carbonic anhydrase 14
Exons: 11
Coding region: 57-1067 (336 amino acids)
Cellular component (GO): plasma membrane
Molecular function (GO): carbonate dehydratase activity; zinc ion binding
Source: RefSeq, a predicted model, not a curated record
GCCCUAGUCCUCUAGUCCCUAAACUCCCAGUCCCCUGUGCCCCUUCCUGGGAUACCAUGUUGUUCCUCGCCUUCCUGCUAGAGGUGAUUUGGAUCCUGGCUGCAGAUGGGGGUCAACACUGGACAUACGAGGGCCCACAUGGUCAGGACCACUGGCCAGCCUCUUACCCUGAGUGUGGGAGCAAUGCCCAGUCCCCCAUUGACAUCCAGACAGACAGUGUGACAUUUGACCCUGAGUUGCCUGCUCUCCAGCCCCAUGGAUAUGACCAGCCUGGCACGGAGCCUUUGGACCUGCACAAUAAUGGUCAUACAGUGCAACUCUCUCUGCCCCCUACCCUGUAUCUGGGCGGACUUCCUCGAAAAUAUGUAGCUGCCCAGCUCCACCUGCAUUGGGGUCAGAAAGGAUCCCCAGGGGGGUCAGAACACCAGAUCAACAGUGAAGCCACAGCUGCCGAGCUCCACAUCGUACAUUAUGACUCUGAUUCCUAUGACAGCUUGAGUGAGGCUGCUCAGAGGCCUCAGGGCCUGGCUGUCCUGGGCAUCCUAAUUGAGGUGGGUGAGACUAAGAAUAUAGCUUACGAACACAUUCUGAGUCACUUGCAUGAAAUCAGGCAUAAAGAUCAGAAGACCUCAGUGUCUCCCUUCAACGUGAGGGAGCUGCUCCCCACAGAGCUUGGGCAGUUCUUCCGUUACAAUGGCUCGCUCACAACUCCCCCCUGCUACCAAAGUGUGCUCUGGACAGUCUUCAGUCGAAGGGCCCAGAUUUCAAUGGGGCAGCUGGAAAAGCUCCAGGAGACAUUGUUCUCCACAGAAGAGCCCUCCAAGCUCCUGGUACAGAACUACCGAGCCCCUCAGCCUCUCAAUCAGCGCACGGUCUUUGCUUCUUUCAUCCAAGUGGGAUCCUUGUAUACCACAGGUGAAAUGCUGAGUCUAGGAGUGGGAAUCUUGGUUGGCUGCCUCUGCCUUCUGCUGGCUGCUUAUUUCAUCGCUAGAAAGAUUCGGAAGAAGAGGCUGGAAAACCGGAAGAGUGUGGUCUUCACCUCAGCACAAGCCACCACUGAGGCAUAGACUACCUCUCAAGAUACCGUGGAGAUGGAUGCUUUCCCCUCGCCUAUCAGGGAGCCAGAAAAUACUUAGUAGGCAGACACCCCUCCUUCCUCUGGACAUCCCUGACAGAGAGGUAUGAACCCAGACUCUCAUUCAAGGAAGAACAGCAGAGCCGUCAGCCUCUCAAACCAUGAAUGAGAGCAGGAGACCCUGUGCUGGUAAUGCAGAGAACAAACUGUGUUUAGUUGUAGGGGAAGUUUGGGAUGUGCCCCAAAGCCCCCCACCACCACCUUUAUACCUCUUUCCCUAGAAAUAUUGCAGGAUCUCCCCUUAGGAAAAAGGAUUGCUGUUAGGGUUAUAUUUUUUUUGCUCAAUAUAUUUGGAAAUCAAA